AUGGUCAAGAAGCCCAUCAUCGGCCUCCUCGGGGGCGGCCAGCUCGGCCGUAUGCUUUGCGAGGCCGCGGGGCCGCUCGGCAUUGAUAUCGCCAUCCUGGACGAGGCCAGCUGCCCCGCGAAGCAGGCUAACCAGAACAGCCGGCACAUCACCGGCUCGUUCAAGGACCCCGCCAAGAUUAGGGAGCUGGCCGCCAUGUGCGAUGUUCUCACCGUCGAGAUUGAGCAUGUCAACACCGAGGUCCUCGAGGAGAUCGCGACACGCGGCGUCAUCACCGCACCGGGCACCGUGAAAAGGGUGCCUGUCCACCCCCAUUGGCAAACCCUGCGCUUGAUCCAGGACAAGUACCUUCAGAAGGAACACUUUGCCAAGGCCGGGAUUCCCAUUGCCCCGCAGAUGGCCAUCGAGUCCGGCCCCGCCAUGCCGGAGAGCCUGACGGCGGCUUACAGGACCUUCCAGUUCCCCUUCAUGUUGAAGGCGAGAAAGGGCUCCUACGAUGGUCGCGGAAACUUCAAGGUCAGGGGCCCGGAGGACUACGAGGCGGCUGUCCAGGCGAUGGGCAAGCUGUCUCUGUACGCUGAGAAGUGGGUUCCCUUCGACAUGGAGUUGUCCGUCAUGGUUGUGCGCACCGAAGACGAGGACGGUGAGCUGAGGAAGGUUCACACUUACCCGGCUGUCGAGACCAUCCACGAGGAAAGCAUCUGCACCAAGGUUUUCUACCCGCCCCGGAAGAUUCCCGCCGAUGUGUGUGAGAAGGCGCGUCAGGUGGCUGGAGACGUCAUCAAGACGGUGAAGGGACGCGGCGUCUUCGCUGUUGAGCUAUUCUUGCUGAAGGACGGCACCAUCACCGUCAACGAGGUCGCCCCUCGUCCUCACAACUCGGGACACUGGACCAUUGAGGGUGUCCCUUACAUGUCGCAAUACAAGGCCCAACUUUACUCCAUCUUGGACAUGCUCCCGCGGUCGAUCAAGCUCCAGCCCCGUGUCUCUAGCGCUCUCAUGCUGAACGUCCUUGGAGGCGUCCGCGAAGACUCCCACGAGGAGCUGGUAGAUCUCACCGCGUCCCUGUACGAUGACAACAUGGACGUCUUCCUCCACCUCUACGGCAAGUCCUCCAAGCCGGGCCGUAAGAUCGGUCACAUCACAGUCACAACCUACUCUCCCAACGCCAACUUGGAGAGACUGGCCGCGCCCCUUAUCAACGAGGUGAACUACAUGCGCGAGGCUCGCCUUGACGCUUCUCCUGAACAGCUUCGUCUGCAGGAGUCCCCAGCAAAGAAGGCCAGCUCUCGUAACGCAGACAGGCCCCUUGUGGUGGUCACCAUGGGCUCCGACUCGGAUCUCGGCGUUCUGAAGGGCGCCUUUGAGAUUCUUGAGCACUUUAAUGUCCCUUACGACCUCGAUAUCACCUCCGCUCACCGCACUCCUCACCGUAUGGUCGAGUUGGGCAAGACUGCGGCGCAGCGUGGCAUCAAGGUCUUGAUCGCAGCCGCCGGCGGCGCUGCUCACCUCCCCGGCAUGCUGGCAUCUGAAACCACGGUGCCAGUGAUCGGUGUGCCCGUCAAGGCUACCCACCUGGACGGCCACGACAGCUUGUUGAGCAUUGUUCAGAUGCCUCGCGGCUGCCCCGUGGCGACAGUCGGCAUCAACAACUCCACCAACGCCGCGCUCCUCGCGGUCAAGAUCCUUGGAUCCUCCAGCCUUGAGUAUCAGCAGAAGAUGGCCGAGUACAUGAGCAACAUGUCCCGCGAGGUCGAGCACAAGGCGGCCAAGCUGCAAAAGAUUGGCUGGAAGACGUAUCUGGAGAGCAAAUAA
Molecule: messenger RNA, 1815 nt
Organism: Colletotrichum destructivum
Lineage: Eukaryota; Fungi; Ascomycota; Sordariomycetes; Glomerellales; Glomerellaceae
Product: Putative PurE domain, ATP-grasp, ATP-dependent carboxylate-amine ligase-type, rudiment single hybrid
Exons: 3
Coding region: 1-1815 (604 amino acids)
Biological process (GO): 'de novo' IMP biosynthetic process
Molecular function (GO): ATP binding; metal ion binding; phosphoribosylaminoimidazole carboxylase activity
Source: RefSeq, a predicted model, not a curated record